This is a messenger RNA of Dictyostelium purpureum, 1075 nucleotides long. RefSeq lists its product as uncharacterized. Gene Ontology annotation, molecular function: nucleic acid binding. The record is from RefSeq and is a predicted model, not a curated record. Bases 1 to 870 code for a protein of 289 amino acids. NCBI's taxonomy places the organism in Eukaryota, Evosea, Eumycetozoa, Dictyosteliales, Dictyosteliaceae. The transcript has a single exon.
AUGAAAAUUAAUGAUGAAUCAGAUAAGAAAACCUCAACUUUAACAUCAUCAAGAGUUUCUAAAGUUCAAUAUAAUGAUAGUUUUGGUUUUCAAUUUAAUACAAAUAAUGGUGUCCGUUCUGCUGCUACAAAAAAGAAAUCUAAAUCAAAUAGGGAUUCAUUAGCAUUUAGAGAAAGUCCAGGUAAACCAGGUACUAAAAGAUUUAACCGUUAUUUAAAUACCCAAUUUCUAAAGACAGCCGGUAGUCUUGGAGAUAAUAUUAAUGCUGAAAUGGAUUACUCUUUUACAGAAUCAAAGAACACUCUAUUUUAUCAAGAUUCUCAAAAUUCUACUUUUUACUUUGACAAUAUGGUUAAUAUCACAUGCGACCAAGAGGAAGAAUUAAUUGACUCUAUCCAACAACAAACCAAGAAUGCCCAUAAUGAAUCAACUGCUGAUGGCGAACAAUUAUUCUCUAAAUUAAGAAAGAGCUUAAGACCAUUCUUUAAAAAGUCAUUCCUUUUGGAUAAUUUAUUCAUUCAAGAAACUGAACAACAAAUCCUUGAAUUUCUUGAAAAUUCAUCUAUCAAACAAAUGGAAUACAACCAAUCAAACCCAUCAAAAAGAAUCAUUAUCCAUGGUUUAUCCUCAUACUAUUCAUUACAAAGUAAAAGUCAUUCAACAAAGAAUGGUCAACGUAUUCUUGUCAUUAGAAAACCAAGAAAUCUUCCACCUUUACCUGAAAUCUCCAUCACUCAAUAUUUGGCAGCAGAAUCAAAAAAGAAACCAAUCCAAAUUCAUCAAGUCCAAAAGAAAAAAGUUAUUAAAAAGAGCCAAUCUAUUUAUAUCAAAAAGAAACCAAUUAAAAUUGAAAAUGAAAUUAAAGUUUAAUUUAUUAAACUAAAGAAAGAUAUUAAAUACUAUUGUAUUUUUUUCUUUUUUUUUUUUUUCUUUUUUUUUUUUUCAAAAACAUAUAAAUACACUUUUAAAAAAAAUAAUUUUUUUUUUUUUUUUAAAAUAAAUAAAAUAAAGUAAAUUAUUUAUUUUUAAUAAUAUUUAAAUAUUAUUAAAUUAUAAAUAUUUUUUAAUAAACAAC